This is a messenger RNA of Geodia barretti, 810 nucleotides long. NCBI's taxonomy places the organism in Eukaryota, Metazoa, Porifera, Demospongiae, Tetractinellida, Geodiidae. The record is from the annotation of a GenBank genome assembly.
AUGAUGCUGCUGAGGCUGAAGAAGUAUUUUCCUCGUACCUCGACGGACACAAUGGCCAUGACGUUCACUGUGGUGAUGGUGCCGCUGGCCUACGUCCACGGUGUAGUCAACAUCGCCCCAGUCGUCUUUCCCACAGACCCCGCCUACACUCUGUCGGUGGGGCUCAUGACUUUCCUGCUCUUCAACACGGUGUCCAGCUACUGGCUCCUCCUGACCACGGACACCUCCUGCGGCCGCGUGGCUCUCCCGGUCAUAAAUCAGCCGGGCUAUUUCCACUGUCCCUACUGCCAGCACUAUGCACCCCCUCGCUCCCAUCACUGCCUCAUCUGUCAGCGGUGCGUUCUGCGAAGAGAUCACCACUGUUUCUUCACGGGGAGGUGUGUCGGGUUCUACAACCACCGCUACUUCUUCACGUUUCUCUUAUCCGUCACUUCCGCCGCUUUCAUGGGCGCCAUUAUGAGUUUCGUGGCAGUAUUCACACUGAUUGGAGGGUUUUCCCUCACCGUAAUCCCUGGACUGGUGUUCCCAAUGUUGGCCUGGCUCCUGGACAUCAUGCCAGUCAGUCCACUCACCAUGAUAGAGACCUCGGUGGCUCUGUUUGCCACCUGGGGCUGGGGGGCUGCUGUGUCUCCAGCUUUACCAGGCGGCUCAUGGAGAGACCUACUGGGAGUUCCAGAGAGGAGUCACUGCGUACAGACGCAGUUUCCCGGAGACAAUGAAGGAGCUGAUGGGAGAGAACUGGUGGAUCUGCUGGCUGUGUCCUCUCAUACCGUCCCGAGUCAUCGGGAACGGUGCAGACUACAAGCCUAG